Peniophora sp. CBMAI 1063 is the source of this 1335-nucleotide messenger RNA. NCBI's taxonomy places the organism in Eukaryota, Fungi, Basidiomycota, Agaricomycetes, Russulales, Peniophoraceae. The record is from the annotation of a GenBank genome assembly.
AUGGCAACUGAUUCUGACCCUGCGUACCAGCCGCUCCUGCUCGAGCUACCUUCGCUUACGCCGUCGCUGGCUGCAGAGUUCCUCCCGCACGGACUGACGCUUCACCGCCUCUUCCUCCAAGCCGACGGCCGCACACACGACCUCGUCGUCGGCCCCGAAGCACCUACCGGCCACUCGACCCAAAAGUACACCAACACGCUCAUCGGGCGCUACACGAACCGUGUCCCGGUCGGCUCGCACACGAUCAGCAAGAACGGGCUAAGCACCACGAUCAACCCCAUCGCCAACCCCGCGCACACGCCUACUGUAUCUUUACAUGGCGGACCGAAGGGCUUCGAUCAGCUCGUGUUUGAGCCUGUACCGCUCGAUGCGAUUGUUGCGGGUGGCGAGGGGGAGGUGAAGAGGGAUAGCCCGCCAGGUGUGUUGUUUAGUGCGGAGGAGAUCAAGAGUUUGCAGAGCGCUUUCCCGCAGGGCGCGGGUGCGCUGUGGCGCGCGAUCAGCGAGGACGGCGAUCAAGGAUACCCUGGUGCUUUACUCGUCGAGGUUGCCGUUGGGCUGGUGCAGCCCCAAGGAAAGCCGGCUGAGGGGACGAAGGAGUACGAUAUGGGUGGCGUGGUGAUGGUGUACCGCGCGGCGUUGCUAGACGAGGGCGAGAAGGUCGUCACGCCCGUCAACUUGACGCAGCACUGGGGCUUCAACCUCGAUGCGAGCUUGAAGGAUGGCGAGGUCGGUGUCAAGGGACACAACUUGAAGAUGGACGCUACGCACACGGCUGGUGUUGACGCACUGAAGUUGCCGAAGGGCGAAAACGUCAGCGUUGAGGGAACAGGCCACAAGCACGACGGGAAGAAGAUCGGCGAGGGAUUCCCAAGCGAGGAAGGCUACGAUCACUUCUACGUCUUCUCUAAGCGCGAGCCUCGUGGUACAGCCGGCAAGCACCGUUUUGCGCGCUCAGAGCUGGCAAGCGCCGGCUUUGAUGGCGUGCGCGACGUGCUCUCGCCCGGUGCGGCUGAUGGCGUUGUCGAGCUUGCAAGUUCCAAGAGCGGCAUUAAGCUCGUCUUCGGUACCAACCAAUCGGGAGUUCAAUUCUACUCGCACAACUUCUCCGACCCGAACGGCAGCAUGAAGCGCAUCCACGGCGGCGCCGGCGCGCCAGGCCCAAACCAAGGAUACCCGCCACACAGCGCCGUCUUCCUCGAGUUUCACGAGCCGCUCGCGGCAUUCUUGUACCCGGGCGCCAACCCGUCGGGCGACGACACGAUCCUCGCGCCCGGAGAGGUGUACAACAAUUAUGUUCGCGUCGAUGUAAGGUAUGCGAGCCCUACUGGGCUCUGA